GUCGUAAAUUCUCGCAAAUCUCAUUCAACCUUAAAAAGCAGCGUGGAAAUUUGAAGUAGCAACAGUUAAAUGAACUUUAUUUACUGAUUUUAUUUCUCAGCUGCUUCACCCGACUUGAUAUCUUACGUUGGGAAAAGCUUUGACCUAGCUGAAGAACGCAGCACCGGAGAACAGAGAGGAUGUUUAAAAAAUUUGAUGAGAAGGAAAAUGUGUCAAAUUGCAUUCAGUUGAAAACCUCUGUGAUCAAAGGCAUAAAAAAUCAGCUGCUGGAACAGUUCCCUGACAUUGAGCCAUGGCUCAAUCAAAUAAUGCCAAAAAAGGACCCUGUUAAAAUAGUGAGAUGCCAUGAACACAUUGAAAUCCUGACAGUAAAUGGAGAACUACUUUUCUUCAGACAGAGGGAAGGACCGUUCUAUCCGACCCUCAGACUGCUCCAUAAAUAUCCUUUCAUUCUUCCACAUCAGCAAGUGGACAAAGGGGCUAUCAAAUUUGUGUUGAGUGGAGCGAAUAUCAUGUGUCCAGGGCUCACUUCACCGGGUGCCAAACUCUACCCUGCUAACGUGGACACAGUAGUUGCUAUUAUGGCAGAGGGAAAGCAACAUGCACUUUGUGUUGGUGUAAUGAAGAUGACAGCUGAAAACAUCGAGAAAGUCAACAAGGGAAUUGGAAUAGAGAACGUUCACUAUUUGAACGACGGCCUGUGGCACAUGAAGACGUACAAAUGAUGACGUCAAGCACCUACACCGAACCGCCCGAAUGCCACAAAAGAUAUUUUAUUGUCUGGGAGGCGCAAGCAGCAGAUCGACUGUUUACACCCACACACUUGGCUUUGUAACCUACUGGAGGCUGUAAAUCAGCCGUAAUGAUGCACAAAUAAAAGGUCCUGCUUCAAACAACAAUCAAAAUUUUC
Cyprinodon variegatus (sheepshead minnow) is the source of this 910-nucleotide messenger RNA. It is a transcript of the gene mcts1, whose product is annotated as malignant T-cell amplified sequence 1. The record is from RefSeq and is a predicted model, not a curated record. Gene Ontology annotation, biological process: formation of translation preinitiation complex. The coding region runs from base 180 to 725 and encodes 181 amino acids. Gene Ontology annotation, molecular function: RNA binding. Lineage: Eukaryota; Metazoa; Chordata; Actinopteri; Cyprinodontiformes; Cyprinodontidae. The transcript is spliced from 6 exons.